Messenger RNA from Lathyrus oleraceus (garden pea), 555 nucleotides. Its product is annotated as MLP-like protein 28. The record is from RefSeq and is a predicted model, not a curated record. The transcript is spliced from 2 exons. Lineage: Eukaryota; Viridiplantae; Streptophyta; Magnoliopsida; Fabales; Fabaceae. Gene Ontology annotation, biological process: defense response. Bases 21 to 491 code for a protein of 156 amino acids.
UUUUAUAUUUCUUUUCAAAAAUGGUUCUAGCUGGCAAACUUAUUACAGAACUUGGGAUCAAAACAUCUGCUGACAAGUUCUUCAAACUGUUUGCAUCAGAACUUCACGAAGUGCAAAAUCACUGUGAAGGAAUUCAUGAAGCCAAACUGCAUGAAGGUGAUGACUGGCAUGACACUGCUUCGGUUAAACAUUGGACCUAUGUCGUAGAUGGUGAGGUACACACAUGUGACGAGAGUAUUGAAGAAGUUGAUGAACAUAACAAAAAAAUUACUUGGAAGGUUUUUGGUGGAGAUAUUGAUAAGCAAUAUAAGGUCUUUAAGCUCAUCCUUGAAGCAACUGAUAAGGCUGAUGGCACUGCUGUUGCUAAAUGGACGGUUGAAUAUGAGAAGAUUAGUGAGGAUAUUAAUCCUCCAAAUGGUUAUAUUGACUUGAUUUUCAAAAUUACUCGAGAUGUUGAUGCUAAUCUCGUCAAGGAAAAGGUAGCUCAAUAAGACAAAAAGAAAAAAGAAUGUCAGUGCAUGUGGUUUGCUAGUGUUUAUCUUUAUAAUAAGUUAG